Molecule: messenger RNA, 462 nt
Organism: Dentiscutata erythropus
Lineage: Eukaryota; Fungi; Glomeromycota; Glomeromycetes; Diversisporales; Gigasporaceae
Source: the annotation of a GenBank genome assembly
AUGAGCACUAGACUUAAAGUUGUUUCACAAAACUUUAUUUUCAAACACAAUGGCAAAUUGACAAUUAAUAAAGAAUACUAUGAACAAUUGUUUACAAGUUUUUUGGGAUCCAUAUUAGAAGAAGAAUUGGCGAAAGUGCAUGAUAAUCAAAGGAAAGAAGCAUACAAAAACUUAAUUGGAAAAAUGAUUUCAAAAAGUAAUUUUCUUGGAGCUGAUGAAUUUGAAAAGAUCAAAAAACUUUUAAUUGACAAAGAAAAAACUAUAGGGUUAUUAGUAACGAAUAAACUUUUAAUUUUAAUUGAAAAAAUACUUUCAAAUUUUAACAAUUAUGAUAUGCAAUUAAUGCAAUUAGGCAUGGGCAAAUUAAUAAAAAUGGUAGAGGUGGAAUCUGGCAAUGUAAUUUUUCAAACCGGAAAAUUAGAAAUCAAAGGUGCAAAAAAUCUUAGAAUUGUUUUUAAGUAA